AUGUCGGACCUUGACGAUGAUGAUCCCGUCGAUAACAAGCCCCAGAUUGAGGAAGAAUGCCGCCCCCAGUGCUCCAAGCUCUGGACGGCCUAUGGAGCCUGCAUCAAGAGAGUUGCUACUGAUAAGACCGGCGAGGCCCACUGCUCUGGCCAGUACCUGGACUUUUGGAAGUGCAUCGAUCAUUGCGCCGUGCCAAAGGUGUUUGCAACACUCAAAUAACGACGAUCGCGCUCUCUCUAACGCGCUUUGCUCAACCCCGCCAGUGACCCCAGCUUUUUGAAUCGAUUUUUAGGUCUCCUUGUUCUCCCGAAAAGCUUCAUCAUCAAAUAAAGACAGCCGGGUUUUCACAAUUCCGCAACGUACCCGAAGGGUAGCUGCCAUCUGUG
This is a messenger RNA of Chondrus crispus (carragheen), 386 nucleotides long. RefSeq names its product cytochrome c reductase (Complex III) hinge protein. The record is from RefSeq and is a predicted model, not a curated record. The annotation marks the transcript as partial. NCBI's taxonomy places the organism in Eukaryota, Rhodophyta, Florideophyceae, Gigartinales, Gigartinaceae. The transcript is spliced from 5 exons.